UCGAGUGCGCCUGCUCGGUGGGAGCCCGCGAAGUACCUGGAGGAGGUGGGGGGCGAGGGAGCCCGCGUCCUUUCCCUGGUGUGAUUCCGUCCUGCGCGGCUGUUCUGUGGAAGAGUAGUCGUUUCUCUCCGUCCGCCUUCUCUCCCACCUAAGUGCGUGCCACCACCUCAUGGAAGAUUCGAUGGACAUGGACAUGAGCCCCCUGAGGCCCCAGAACUAUCUUUUCGGUUGUGAACUAAAGGCUGACAAAGAUUAUCACUUUAAAGUGGAUAAUGAUGAAAACGAGCACCAGUUAUCUUUAAGAACGGUCAGUUUAGGAGCUGGUGCAAAGGAUGAAUUGCACAUUGUUGAAGCAGAGGCAAUGAAUUAUGAAGGCAGUCCAAUUAAAGUCACACUGGCAACUUUGAAAAUGUCUGUACAGCCAACGGUUUCCCUUGGGGGCUUUGAAAUAACACCACCUGUGGUCUUACGGUUGAAAUGCGGUUCAGGGCCUGUGCAUAUUAGUGGACAGCACUUAGUAGCUGUGGAGGAAGAUGCAGAGUCAGAAGAUGAAGAGGAAGAGGAUGUGAAACUCCUUAGUAUAUCUGGAAAGCGUUCUGCCCCUGGAAGUGGUAGCAAGGUUCCACAGAAAAAAGUAAAACUUGCUGCCGAUGAAGAUGAUGAUGAAGAUGACGAUGAUGACGAUGAUGAUGAAGAUGAUGAUGAUGAUGAUUUUGAUGAUGAGGAAGCUGAAGAAAAGGCUCCAGUAAAGAAAUCUAUACGAGAUACUCCAGCCAAGAAUGCACAAAAAUCUAACCAGAAUGGAAAAGACUCAAAACCAUCAACACCAAGAUCAAAAGGUCAAGAAUCUUUCAAAAAACAGGAAAAGACUCCCAAAACACCGAAAGGACCUAGUUCUGUAGAAGACAUUAAAGCAAAAAUGCAAGCAAGUAUAGAAAAAGGUGGUUCUCUUCCCAAAGUGGAAGCCAAGUUCAUCAAUUAUGUGAAGAAUUGCUUCCGGAUGACUGACCAAGAGGCUAUUCAAGAUCUCUGGCAGUGGAGGAAGUCUCUUUAAGAAAAUAGUUUAAACAGUUUGUUAAAAUUUUCCGUCUUAUUUCAUUUCUGUAACAGUUGAUAUCUGGCUGUCCUUUUUAUAAUGCAGAGUGAGAACUUUCCCUACCGUGUCUGAUAAAUGUUGUCCAGGUUCCAUUGCCAAGAAUGUGUUGUCCAAAAUGCCUGUUUAGUUUUUAAAGAUGGAGCUCCACCCUUUGCUUGGUUUUAAGUAUGUAUGGAAUGUUAUGAUAGGACAUAGUAGUAGUGGUGGUCAGACAAAUGGAAAUGGUGGGGAGACAAAAAUAUACAUGUGAAAUAAACUCAGUAUUUUAAUAAAGUA
Leopardus geoffroyi (Geoffroy's cat) is the source of this 1372-nucleotide messenger RNA. It is a transcript of the gene NPM1, whose product is annotated as nucleophosmin 1. The coding region runs from base 170 to 1054 and encodes 294 amino acids. Gene Ontology annotation, cellular component: nucleoplasm; ribonucleoprotein complex; cytoplasm. Gene Ontology annotation, molecular function: histone binding; RNA binding; chromatin binding. The transcript has 12 exons. The record is from RefSeq and is a predicted model, not a curated record. Gene Ontology annotation, biological process: ribosomal small subunit biogenesis; regulation of centrosome duplication; ribosomal small subunit export from nucleus. Lineage: Eukaryota; Metazoa; Chordata; Mammalia; Carnivora; Felidae.